Messenger RNA from Mytilus trossulus (common blue mussel), 1314 nucleotides. RefSeq lists its product as uncharacterized. The record is from RefSeq and is a predicted model, not a curated record. The coding region runs from base 1 to 1314 and encodes 437 amino acids. The transcript has a single exon. Gene Ontology annotation, molecular function: protein binding. Lineage: Eukaryota; Metazoa; Mollusca; Bivalvia; Mytilida; Mytilidae.
AUGCUUGUGGAGGGCUCGGAAAAUUUACAGAGAAUAAGAAAAGGUCGACAAGACAACAUUCAAAGUCUGAAGGAGAACAAGACCAAAAUUGAAUUGGAAAUUAAGGAGACACGAAUAUUGAUUAACGAUCAUCUCGAUAAACUGCAGGAAAGUCUGCUGAAAGAGUUGUAUGCCGCUGAGGAAAAGGAAAACAAGAAAAUCAGCUGUUUAAUAUCAUCCAUACAAGAGAAAGAAAUGGAGAUAACAGAAUACCUGACCAAUUUCGAUAAAAUAAAACAGCAUGCUUCAGACCUCCAGACAUUCGUGGCUAAGAAACACAUCCAACAAGACGUAUCAAAAAACGAACAAUUCAUAGAAUCCAUGUUAAAAGAAGACAAAACAAACAAUGUUACCCUUUCUUUUAAAAAAGAAAAAGUUUUCGAAAAUCUACCUACCACUCUUAUCAAGAUUGGACCCAUUAUCGUAGAUACCAUGUCAAGUGAUAUAACACUAACAAGACGGAAGAACAAACAAGCACAGAUAAUGCUGCCUCCUACACACGUUCCAACCAUUGAUGAUAUAAAAUUAACUUUGAAACAGACCGUGAAUACAAUGGGAGCAUAUAUCACUGAUUGCUCCUUAUUACCUGAUGGCAGAAUGAUUUUUUCCUGUAACGAAAGUAACAAAAUCUACGUAAUCAAAACCGACGGAUCGUUAGAUUUUACAUUACAGACAGGAUCGUUAAUAUAUAUACACUAUAUAGAGGACAGUCAAAAACUUGUUGUGACAUCUGGCACUAACAAGUCAAUCACGACAAUAAAUAUGAAAGACAGAAAAACUGAAAAAUUGAUUCAAUGUGGGUCAUCGGUUUAUAGAAUAGCUCACAACAAUGGACAAUUGUUCUAUAAUGGAUAUAGCAGUGGUUUAUGUGUUGUAAGUUUAGAUGACGACUCAGUGACACAGCUAGUAAACGUUAAGUUGCGUUCGAGAAGCAGCAUUGCAAUAUGGUCAGAUCAACUUUAUUAUCUAAACAUUGAUGAUUCAGUAGUAUGCUGUGAUCUUCAAGGGAAACUAAAAUGGAAAUCAGAACUCAAACCAUUUCUUCAAGGUGCACGAGGUAUUGCGGUAGACAAUCACGGACGUGUUUAUGUAUCAGGCCUUCAUUCUCACAAUGUCGUUGUCAUUUCACCAGACGGAAACAAACACAGGUUGUUGCUGGCAGGGAAAGAUGGUCUUCAAUGGCCACAAGCUUUGUUCUUUGAUCGAACAAAUAACAAGCUACUAAUUGCGAACGAAACAUAUGAGGCAUUUCUUUAUGAUGUUUCAAAUUGUUGA